This is a messenger RNA of Spinacia oleracea (spinach), 892 nucleotides long. RefSeq names its product protein CHLORORESPIRATORY REDUCTION 7, chloroplastic. The coding region runs from base 142 to 585 and encodes 147 amino acids. The record is from RefSeq and is a predicted model, not a curated record. Gene Ontology annotation, cellular component: chloroplast stroma. The transcript has 3 exons. Lineage: Eukaryota; Viridiplantae; Streptophyta; Magnoliopsida; Caryophyllales; Amaranthaceae.
GAAAAAGGAAUGACACACACUCAUGUUUUUCUUAUCCAAACUAAAAGCAUUGAACUAACACUAUAAGUCUAUAACCAUACACAGCACCUCAAGUUCCUCAUCUCACACAAAACCUUAAAAUCACAUUUGAAGGCUAAAAAAAUGACACCAAUUGCCCGAAUAUUGAAUACCCAGCAACAUGCCAUCUACAUUGGUCAUCAUCUCAUUCCAUUUCAUAAACCAUGCUCGAGGAUAUACCGCCACUUCCCGGAAAUCCCUCCACAGCAAGUUUGUGUUGGACAGCUGCUUUCGUGCAGGAGUGAUGUUAAGAGUUAUGCAGGUAGGAGGAGAAGGUCGAAUUACAUGGAGACAGAUACUUAUGUUUACUUGGAACCAGGGAGAAGUGAAGAGUUUGUUUCUGAAGAAGAAUUGAAGGUUAAACUUAAAGGAUGGCUAGAAAAUUGGCCAAACAAGACGUUACCACCCGACCUUGCUAGAUUCCAAACAUUGGAUGAUACAGUCACUUUUCUGGUCAAGUCUGUAUGUGAGCUUGAAAUUGAUGGAGAUGUUGGUUCUAUCCAAUGGUAUCAGGUCCGUCUUGACUAAAUUUGUCACGUUGCUGAUUAUACGAUCAAAUUGGAAGAAAAUUCCAGGUCACAUUCAUCACAAAGGCGACACACAAAUAGAGGGGAAAAAAAAACUAUGUCAAGUCAAUAAGUCAUGUUAUUUACUUUUGACCUCCCAUUACGUACUCCAAAGUCCAAACCAAACUUGAAUAUUUGGCUAUAGCUUUCAACAUAAUUGGUACAUUUUUCUUUGCUCUUUAUUUUUUCAAGGGUCUUUUCUCUUUAAUUUAAGUAUGGUGAUAAAAACUUUAAUGAAAGAUUAGUGAAAUUGUAAAUGUUAUCAACAA